AUGAUUGAUCUGCCAUAUCCGUAUAAAGGAGCAUACACAAUUUUGAAGUUAUUUCGAACGGAUGCUGUUGCUGUGCUACAUGCUCCAACUGCAGCCCGACCAUUAGACUGCGAAGGCGGAAAUUUUCUUGGACAUGACAUUAAGGAGACGCUUUUAUCGACACUAAAUAGCAGAAAGUACGAUUGCGGUUUGGAGAGUGAUGCAGGCGGGUUCUUUAAAAGUAAUGAUUCCAGAAACAUGAGCGGUUAUCCUUAUGUUGUGUACGGGUCUGACUGGGAAGCAAGCCACAUCGUUGAUGAGUUUAUUAAAUUUAACGGCAAUCCGACUCAGGUGAGAUUUGCUGUAUCCUCUAACUUGCACGGGUGCGUGCCCAUCGAGUCUUCAUCAACUGCAUUAAGCUUAGCUUGA
Molecule: messenger RNA, 408 nt
Organism: Cylicocyclus nassatus
Lineage: Eukaryota; Metazoa; Nematoda; Chromadorea; Rhabditida; Strongylidae
Source: the annotation of a GenBank genome assembly